Puccinia graminis f. sp. tritici CRL 75-36-700-3 is the source of this 468-nucleotide messenger RNA. RefSeq lists its product as uncharacterized. The transcript is spliced from 2 exons. Bases 1 to 468 code for a protein of 155 amino acids. The record is from RefSeq and is a predicted model, not a curated record. Lineage: Eukaryota; Fungi; Basidiomycota; Pucciniomycetes; Pucciniales; Pucciniaceae.
AUGACUAAAUCUACAAGGUCAAACUGCACAGACUUACGAGGCCCCCUCCCAGCUCCAACGCGACCUCGCGGCGGCAAAGGAGCUACAAACCCGAGUAGAAGGCCUCCAGAUGACGACCAUAGCGCGCAAGGGGACAGCAGAAACCUCGACCACGAGCCAAGAAGCCCGAAUCAGAAUACGGAGAAUCAUACGGCUAUGGACGUGGACGAGCUCGAACCAGAAUGCUCGGUAGCUACCCUGAAACGCCCUAUCACGCCGGAGAUUCGAGUCCUCUCGAGGAGGAUCAAUCAAACUCCGGGUGAAAGAGCACGUCGGGCUCUGGAGCAUAAAGAACUAAUGAAGUUCAAAAAGAACCAACCCGGAAAGAAACAGAGUUCGAACACGACCAACUACUCCGACCCAGCCAAAUGGAGGAACGUAGCGGACCUUCUCAAAGUAGCCGCCGGUCUCUACCAGAACCUCAAUUAA